AUGGCUAACAAACAACUGAUUUUCACAACAGGACACAAGAUGCCAACGGCCUCUGAAAUGGCCGAGAAAAACUAUUGCAAGUUCCACAAUUCAUGGAGGCAUUCCACUAACAAUUGUGUUAUCUUCCGUAAUAUUAUGCAAAAUGCAAUUGAAGAUGGCAGGUUGAAGUUUCCAGAAAAAAUAGAAGUUAUGGGUGUUGAUGGAAAUCCUUUUCCUAAGGUCAUGGCCACAAACGUGGCUUCUCUUGCCUCGGAACACCCUAAGAAGAAGGUGGGCUUGACAGGUCCAGCAGCCAGUGGAAAGCUGGAAAUUCCUAAGGCAGAAGCAUCCAUGGAAAAAACAGUGGCUGAGUUGGAAAGGCAACUCCAAGAGGCCCAGAUUACUUUAAUCCAGAAAGGUUGUUGCCCUAAGUGUAAAAUUCAGAAUGAAGGUUGCCAUGGAGAUUUUCCAAAAGAGAAGCCAAAAGAGAAUUUCUCCAAUAGCGACUGA
This is a messenger RNA of Cornus florida, 489 nucleotides long. RefSeq lists its product as uncharacterized. Lineage: Eukaryota; Viridiplantae; Streptophyta; Magnoliopsida; Cornales; Cornaceae. The record is from RefSeq and is a predicted model, not a curated record. The transcript has a single exon. The coding region runs from base 1 to 489 and encodes 162 amino acids.